AUGGCCACUCCAGCUCCCCCCGAGGACCAAGCUCGUCUGCUUGAAGAUGCACUGGUUGCCGUGCGUCAGCAGACUUCGCUCAUGCGCAAAUGCCUCGACACACCGGGCAAGCUGAUGGAUGCGCUCAAGUGCUGCUCGACCCUUGUUUCUGAGCUCCGUACCAGCAGCCUUGGUCCCAAACAAUACUAUGAGCUAUAUAUGUCUGUUUUCGAUGCCCUGCGAUACUUGUCCGUUCACCUUCGCGAAAAUCACCCUGUCAAUCACCUAGCCGACCUCUACGAGCUUGUUCAGUAUGCUGGCAACAUCGUUCCACGAUUAUAUCUCAUGAUUACCGUGGGAACCGCUUACAUGGCCAUUGAGGAUGCGCCCGUCAAGGAGCUUAUGAAAGACAUGAUGGACAUGAGCCGAGGCGUUCAACAUCCUAUCCGUGGACUGUUCCUCCGUUACUACCUUUCCGGCCAAGCGAGAGACUUCCUGCCGACAACUGAGAGCGAUGGUCCCGAGGGCAAUAUCAGCGACUCCAUCAACUUUGUGCUUACGAACUUUGUGGAAAUGAACAAACUAUGGGUUCGGCUACAGCACCAAGGUCAUUCGAGGGAGCGCGAACAGAGGAUUCGAGAGCGAAAGGAGCUGCAGCUACUUGUUGGCAGCAACAUCGUGCGCCUGAGUCAACUCGUUGACCUCGAAACCUACAAAUCCAGCAUUCUAGCGCCUCUGUUAGAGCAGGUGGUCCAAUGUAGGGACGUUCUCGCCCAAGAGUAUCUCCUUGAGGUGAUUACGCAAGUUUUCCCAGACGAGUUCCACCUGCACACGCUGGACCAGUUCCUUGGGGCUGUCUCGCGGCUCAACCCUCACGUCAACGUGAAGGCUAUUGUGAUUGGAUUGAUGGAUCGAUUGUCCGAGUAUGCUGAACGCGAUGGACCGGAGGACAAGUCUGAGGACAAGGCCCAGAUGGAGGCCGAUGCUCUCGCAAAACUGCUAGAGAAGGUCAACCUCCUGAAGGAAACACCCGCAACCCCACCUUCAGAUUCCAAAUCCCCCGAGGAAGGCAAGUCGAGUGACUCUUCUGAAUCUACCGAGUCUCCUGAUGACACCAAGACUCCCGAGAGCGAGGAUGGGACAACAGCCAAGACGGAGGAGCCUGCUAACGAAACUGCUGGUGAAAGCAGUACCGAUGACUCCAGCACACUCGCCGAGUCCACGCCUUCAGUUGCAGAUACGGAAACAACUGCUGUUAACGGCCAAGGCUCAAUCACAGAAAAGGUACAGCUCUACGAGGUGUUCUUUGCUCAGGUCAAGAACCUGGUUGAGGCACAGCAUCUACCUGUGCCCGACAUCAUUGCUCUUCUGGUGUCACUUUGCAACCUUGCUCUCAACAUCUAUCCUGAUAGACUGGACUAUGUCGACCAGAUUCUAGCCUACGCGACUACCAAGGUUCGAGAAAACAUGAACAACGCCGAUCUGCACUCGCCUCCUGCUCAACAGAGCUUGCUUGCUUUACUGCAAGCCCCUCUUAAUCAUUAUGUUUCUACAUUUACUGCUUUGUCUCUUCCCACCUACGUUCCUCUUUUCCAGUCGCAAUCAUACCCCACUCGCCGCGCCGUCGCUGGUGAUGUUGUUCGCACUUUGCUCAAAAACCAAACCAAGAUCUCAACUACGGAACAGCUCGAGAACGUUCUGGAGGUGCUGAAAGUUCUCAUUAAGGAAGGAUCCCAGGCACCUCAAGGUUACCCUGGUGUCAGCCAAAGGCGCCCCGUGGAGACAGACGAGACGAUGGAGGAGCAGGGGUGGCUCGCAAGAAUCGUGCAUUUGCUGCAGGCUGAGGAUAACGACACUCAGUUCAAGCUGCUUCAGAUGACGAGAAAGGCAUACUCGGAAGGAAAUGAGCGUAUUCGCACGACUACACCUCCUCUUCUGACGGCAUGUAUGAAGCUGGCGAGGAAGUUCAAGCAGCGAGAGCAUUUCGACGACAACUGGGAGACACAGAGCAACGCCCUGUUCAAGUUCAUGCACUCUGCGCUUAGCACGCUUUACACCCGUGUCAACAGCUCUGGGGCUGCCGAGAUGGCACUGCGCCUCUUUGCAUCCGCUGGACAAACCGCCGACCUAGUUGGUUUUGAAGAAGUUGCGUACGAGUUCUUCGCACAGGCCUUUACCGUGUAUGAGGAGGCUGUAACCGACUCGAAAGCUCAAUUCCAGGCAGUCUGCGUGAUCGCCACUGCUCUUCACCAAACCCGUAAUUUCGGCAAGGAGAACUACGACACACUUAUUACCAAAUGUGCACAGCAUGGAAGCAAGUUGCUGCGCAAGCCUGAUCAAUGUCGUGCUGUUUACCUGGCUAGUCAUCUGUGGUGGGCAACUCCCAUUGUGUCUAACGGCGAAUCUGAAGAGACAGAGCUUUACCGGGACGGCAAACGAGUGCUGGAAUGUCUUCAGCGAGCCCUUCGGGUGGCCGAUUCUUGUAUGGAGACGGCCACGUCGAUUGAGCUCUUUGUUGAGAUCCUAGAUCGUUAUGUGUAUUACUUUGACCAGCAGAACGAAUCAGUCACAACCAAGUAUCUUAAUGGACUUAUUGAGCUCAUUCAUUCUAAUCUGGCAGGCAAUCAACAGGAUUCUGCUUCAGUCGAGAAUAGCCGCCGGCACUUCAACCAGACAUUGGAAAAUAUUCGGAGUCGACAGUACGAGGGUAUUGUGCUGACACCGAACUGA
Molecule: messenger RNA, 2709 nt
Organism: Fusarium pseudograminearum CS3096
Lineage: Eukaryota; Fungi; Ascomycota; Sordariomycetes; Hypocreales; Nectriaceae
Exons: 4
Coding region: 1-2709 (902 amino acids)
Biological process (GO): intracellular protein transport; retrograde transport, endosome to Golgi
Cellular component (GO): late endosome; retromer, cargo-selective complex; retromer complex
Source: RefSeq, a predicted model, not a curated record